Molecule: messenger RNA, 411 nt
Organism: Blastocystis hominis
Lineage: Eukaryota; Bigyra; Opalinata; Blastocystidae
Exons: 4
Coding region: 1-411 (136 amino acids)
Biological process (GO): DNA strand elongation involved in mitotic DNA replication; DNA replication
Cellular component (GO): GINS complex
Source: RefSeq, a predicted model, not a curated record
AUGCGAGAAAUUAUACAAAUCUAUGAUGGAAUGGAAACUCUAGAGUCACUUCCUCUGGAAGAAGGAAGUGACGAAGCUGCAUCAAAGAAAGAAGAGGAAUUAAUUGGAUAUAGUGCUAUUUUAAAUUUAAAUCAUGGAGCUCUCUAUUAUUCCAAACGCUGCAUGCUCGCUUAUCUAAAAGAACGAUUAGACCGAAUUCGCCAAAAGCGAUGGGCUAAAGGAAAUGUAUUAACGGAGCAAGAGCAAAGUUUAAUGAGUAAGGAGGAAGUCAACUACUUCCAACAGUAUGAUUCUCUACUGAGCAGCUAUAUGCAACACACAGAAGUCACUGCGACCUGCGAUUAUGGGGAAAUUGUCACGACUUCGGGAACAAUCAACAUAUCCUGUUCUAUUCUCUAUGCUUCGAGCUAG